AAUCAAGAACAUCAUAAUCAAGGUUACACAAAGUUGCAGUUGUUGCAACGUAACCUCAGGCGACUCACCUGCAAUAGAUUUCCAAAGAGCCAGUGUCUCGGAGGCCCAGGGAACGCUUCAGCAGUUCGCAACGCCUUCGCCCUCUGUGCAAGCGAUAGACUCAACUUGUAGACGACGAAAACGAUGCAAACAAGAGCAAACAAGUGGUGCAGGUGAGCCAGCUGGAACUUCACGAAAGCCGCAGUCAGCUCCAUUCCGCCUGCGAUGCUCGUGAGACGCGCUCUUGGGAGAAACUCAACACAGGCUGACCUUCAGGGCACAACUACAGUGUGUAGAGGCAAACAGUGAAGUGUUGAUGGGCGUGACGGAGCUGCCAUUGGAUCAUGCGAUGGAUACGCGGUAGGUGGAGCAUCUGCCCCGGCCCCUCAAUCAGAAGCAGCUACAAAUGCCCUACAGUACCAACUGGAAAGUCGAGCUGUGAUACCAUGUCAACAUUUCAGAAGAGAUUCUAUCACUUUAGGAUGGUUUUACAAGAAACAAGAAAGGAUUGACAGAGUACAGACAUUAUUGCAAGAAAAGUCAGGAAUAAGAAGAUAUGAUCCAGUGUUUCAAUCCAGAAUGGAGCUCCUGAGAAACGGUUCUCUGGUCAUUGGUUGUUUAACUGAAGAGGAUCAAGGCCUUUACUGGUGUAAAGUUUGUUUUCAAGAUGAUUGUCUGGUGGAGCAGCCCACAGUCAUCAGUAUAAAGAAAGAAAUUCACAAAGAAACCCAUAAGAUGUUAUUCAUUCCAGCUGGAGUGAGUUUUACGCAUGCAUGUCCAAGUGAAUUACCUAAUUUAAAAUGGACUUUUAAAGCCAGUGACACAACUGCAGACAGAGACCCACUACAGGAAGGGCCAUUAUACUCAGUUACCUCCAACAAGUCUUUGAAGAUUUUAAAUGUCAAAACACAAAACGCUGGUCAGUAUACGUGCUCGAUACGUGGAUGUAACGGACGCUGGAAGCAGCUUCUUAUCCUCAACUUGUGUGUGAUUACAGUGCAUCACAAUGAGGAUUCGUCUGAUUCUUGUGCUGUGGUGUGCGAUAUAGAAUCCAGUUACAUCGAACCAAACAGCACAUCAAAUGUGCACACAGGCACAAGGAUUCUAUCAGUGUCCAGAGCUCCAAAUGGGUCUUUAAAUUGCAGGACGACACCGAUAUUUGUCAGAGACAGUGAGGUUAACGGCACUAGCAGAUCAGCAAAGGAUGUAGACAACACAACAGGCACAGAGUCUGAGCUGAUUCCUGUUGUUUAUGCAGCAUCAGCACUUCUUGUAUGUCUUAUUUUAAUGGCACUUUUAAUUUGGUAUCUCACACCAAGGCUACAGAGAGUGUAUCCUAUUCAGCCUUAUUGCUGUGGCUUGAAUCACAGGGUGGAAGAGGAGAACCCAGUGGUUUAUUCAUCCAUCAUCAUCCGGAGAUAUGCUGACACAGGAAUCACAAUGGCUCAAGAUAACCCUGUGUAUAGUGAAAUAAGAAGAUAGGUUAACUAAAAUCUCAAAUUAUGACGUCCAACUGCCACGGUAGUCCCCACUCACACCAUAUUGAUGAGGAUUUUUGGUUCCUUUAGAAGAAGUAUUUGUGACUUCCCCAGAUGGAAAAUUUGAAGCAUUUUUUCUCUUACGAAUAUAGAAAUGUUCCACUGAGUGCAGGGACUGAAGAGCCUGACAAGAGUUGAACUAUUCUUUUACAGCCCCUUCACCUGCUUUUUUCACCCGAUACUAUAUAGAAAAUCCUCUCACUUCCUGUACCGUCACUUUUUCUGCCAUCAUAACUUCAAGAGACACGCCAAAAUAUCUUUACUGGUCUGAAGUAUUUAAGUGUUAAACUUUGAGCUUGAUAGUAAUAUAUGAAUGUUUUUUUAUUUUAAAAAAUAUGUAAGUUAUGUUUACUGCUUCUGUAUUUAUAGUGUAUGAGGAGAAAAGUAGACGUAUACAUUUUUGCACCUUGCUUUCUGUAAGCAUAUAUUUGUGGUACUGUACUGUCCUUGAGUAUUUACAUUGAAUGGAAAUAUGGCACUGACAUUGGUUCAAAAGUUAUCUUGUUCCUUUGUUUGAUAGACAUGAGUACUCAACUGAAUAUCAAGAAGGUAAAACCAGUGAAAUAUUAAACACUGUAAU
Messenger RNA from Notolabrus celidotus (New Zealand spotty), 2157 nucleotides. RefSeq lists its product as uncharacterized. Lineage: Eukaryota; Metazoa; Chordata; Actinopteri; Labriformes; Labridae. The transcript has 7 exons. Bases 619 to 1521 code for a protein of 300 amino acids. The record is from RefSeq and is a predicted model, not a curated record.